Molecule: messenger RNA, 5482 nt
Organism: Patiria miniata (bat star)
Lineage: Eukaryota; Metazoa; Echinodermata; Asteroidea; Valvatida; Asterinidae
Product: organic cation transporter protein-like
Exons: 9
Coding region: 514-2223 (569 amino acids)
Biological process (GO): transmembrane transport
Cellular component (GO): membrane
Molecular function (GO): transmembrane transporter activity
Source: RefSeq, a predicted model, not a curated record
UUUUCGUAAGACUAUUUGUAAUUCACAUAGUCACACUGUGAACCUGCUUCCAGAAAAAAAAUGAGAAAUCUAAGUAAACACACGUUGAAAAUAGGCUAAAAAUAGGUCAUCACAAUACAGCUUUACAUAAUACCGUAUUAUCCCUUUCCUAACAGUCGCACCACGAAGCGAAGUAUUGUGUGCAUAAUGUUUACGGACGAUCCGUCACUGCGUGGUGAACCCGAUCAACCCAGUCCACUGGCCUUGUUCAGAAAGGCUCACACGCUGUCUAGAGAGAAGUUGUGUUCACUGACUCGACUGCCUCUUUAAAGUUGCCAAUCGCAAGCGGGCACCAUUCAUUCAUUUCGUUGUACAAAGUGCAAACAGAUCAGCAGAAGUUUUUCAAAGGCAGCAAGAAUUGUACUGUUUGUGUGUCCCGAAUAUAGGCCUACUUCACAACCGCAGGAGUGACUGUGGGUUUGGUCACAUUGCUGUAGUUGUGGUGGUUGGUUGUUUUGGGGCCGAUCGGUAUCCAUGAUGGACGUGGACGCAUCGCUGACACUUCUAGGUGGCUUCGGCCUGGUGCAGAGCCUCAACUUCCUGGUGUACCUCCUGUGUUCCGGUAGCUCGGGCUGGCUCCUCACCGGAGUCUCGUUCACCAUCGGGGAGCCGGACGGCUACCGGUGCAGCCUGCCGCCUAUCAACGGCACGGGAGUGGGAGACACCGUGUUCGCGGAGGAGUGUGAGCUGAUUCACGAGGACGAGGAGGCAGGGAAGAACGUGACGACAGGGUGCCUGUAUGGAUGGGACUAUGACUCGAUACAUGGGGAGACCAGUAGCGUCACUGAUUUGGAGCUAGUUUGUGAUCGCGCCAUCCUCGCUGGCACCCUGACCUCCAUCCAUUUUGGCGGGGCCCUCGCUGGCUCCUACGUCCUUGGCCAACUAUCGGAUCUGUUCGGCAGACGCUUGAUCGUGUUCGGCUCGGUGAUAGCAGUGGUCGUCACUGGAACAGGUUUGAGUUUCACCUGGAGUUUCGGCCUGAUGUGUUUUCUGCGAUUCCUCAAUGGCUGCUGUAUACCGGGUUUGCUUACAGUGUCGUACGUUCGUCAGAUAGAGAUGUUCACGCCGAAUCGCCGUGUGCGGGCGCAACUCUGCAGUGAGAUGGCCUGGGUUAUCGGCAUCUGUUUGCUGUCUCCGAUGGCUUAUCUCCUGCCGAACUGGCGAGAUUUCCAGCUGACCAUAUCUCUGCUCUGCAUUCCUCUGAUCCCCCUAGUUUGGUUCUCAUUCGAAUCCAUCCGAUGGUUGGUCCUGAAGGGCAGGGUGGAGGAAGCCGAGGAGAUCCUCCAGAGGAUCGCCAAGUCCAAGAACAUCUCUCACACUGGCUACUUCCUCCUGGACCAGCAAGACCCGGACCUGCAGAAUGGCAAUCAGCCAUCUAAGGUGGACGCCAUCGAACUGGAAACCAAGCCCGCCCUAGAAAACGAGGGCUCCAACCCGGAGAAACCGCCACUUGAAGACCAGGACAGUGUGCCCGCUGUGGAUGAUUCCAAGCGGCAGUCACCCGGAUCUAAGACGAAUAAGGCCACCAUCUUGGAUUUGUUCAAGACGCGAGCUUUGAUCAUGCAGACACUGUUCGUGUUUUUCUGCUGGUUUGCAAGCAGCGUGGUGUACUACGGCUUCUUUAUCAACGCCGGUAACCUUGUUGGGAACAAGUAUCUCAACUUCUUUCUGAUAUCGCUGACAGAGGCUCCAUGCUACAUCAUCAAUUACUUCGUCAUGACAAGGCUCGGCCGUCGGCGACCACUUAUAUUCUACUAUCUUGUCAGUGGUGUGGCUUGUGUGGUGACAGGUGUAAUACCUGCAGAAACGGCUGACGGUACCGACCUCACCGUGGUCAUUCUGGUCAUUGCUUUGAUUGGCAAGUUGUUUGCAUCAGCAGCCUUUGAUGUACUGUACCUUGCAACGGCAGAAAUUUUCCCCACCAUUCUAAGGAGCGCUGCAGUGGGAGCUGCGUCCGUGGUGAGCCGAGCCGGAGGUAUGGUGGCACCGUUCAUAGUUUAUCUGAAUGUGAUCCACAAUUCCAUCCCAAUGAUCGUGUUCGGUGUGGUGUCUCUAGUGGCCGGGUUGCUGGUCCUUCCCCUGCCUGAGACCAACAACCGAGCCCUGCCGGAGACGCUAGAUGACGGGGCCAAACUUACCUCUAAAGAGCCAACAGAGGAUGAUGCUUCACCCGCGGAAGUCUAAAAAAGCCAGUUCAGCGGACAACGUGGAUUGGUCCAUAAGGGCGACGCGAUGGUUGCCGCCAUAAUGCGUUCUGUAAAUAAUGGUCGGACGCGACCAGUUUUUACUGGUUUUUACGUGUGUAGUAUGUUCCCUCUUGGCGACGCGCAAAGUUUUGUUUUUUUGUUUUUUUUGUUGAUUUCAUGCCGGCAACUUAUUCAAGUGAUGCAAUCGCAAUUCAUGAAUACUUCAUGAGCAUCUGGAAUACCAAAGGCAAACGUCCCUGGCCACUCCACCCAAUUCGUGUCACGGCCUUUCCCGAUUAGUUUUGAAUUCCAAAGUCACGGCGGCCUGGUAAAACGGCUAAGUAAUGGCGGAAACAUUGUGCCAGAUAUUGUUAAAAUUAACGGAGCAGAGGCCUCAGUAAUACAUUCGCCAUGCUGGGGUGUCUCCGUGACUCAUGAGCGUACUCACCGAUUCGGUGAUGUGACUGGUCUACAUUAUUAUAAAGAAACAAAAGACAUUAAAACCUCCAACCAUCGGAUGGCAGGGGUAGGUGUGAUGUCUUUUGUAUAUUGACAUGGGGCCGGACUUUUCCCCAGCUUUGGGCACUGUUCCCUUCCUAAUAAAAAAAAUAUACCACUUGUAACACGAUGGCUAUUUUGGAUAUGCAAAGAAAAACGUUUCCAAACAGUUCAUAUUUUAUUAUCAAGCUUAUCAUUCUUUUUUUUUUGUAUAAUAUUUACAUCUACAAACGUAGCAAGGACACAUGGUAAGUACGGCGUAAGUAAUUAUGAUGUACGCCACCAUAUACAAUUAUUGUGAAAGGUUUUUGUACCCCGAUUUCGUUUUGCGGGUGCCGCCGACAAUGUUUGACUUUUUUUUCUCAAGCAAAUGACUAUAACCAGCUACAAAGCAUUAUAAACAUACAAUGUACAGUAUUUUAACUUCUAUUAACCGAUAUUUAUAAAUUGUAAAGAUCAAGCAUGCAGCUUGUAAUCAAUGUAUUCGAAUUUUGUCUGUCUGCGCCUUAAAUUGGACUGAAUCAGUCAAGCAUUAGUCAAGAAUUAAAGUACAAUAUUGAGUUCUUAUAGGCCACCUGCAUUGGGAAACAGGAUAUAUGUGACGUGUACUUUUCGUACAGAGUAUUGCAUUGCAACUUAAAUCAUAAUGUUACCAAAAUUAAGACUUACAAAACUUAAUUUACGCAGAUAUGGGACGAAAUUACAGUGUGGAUGAUAUCCUACAUGACACCAAAUGCUGACGUCAAAUCAGGCAGUCCACAUGUCUCAAUUGGGUAGGAUAGAAAUCAGCACCCUCAUUUCGUGGAGUGCCAUGGCCUAGUGGUCUAGGGCGUUGAAUUCGUGGUCCACGGGUAUAUCUGCAUGUUGUGGGUUCGAGCCCAGCCUGGGGCGGGCAUAAUGGGUAGAGGCAUUAUUAAUGCCUUGCUUUGGACUAGUUACCUAUCUCAACCCUAUUCAUACCGUGAGGAGAUCAGAUUAUCUCGUCUUGUUUCAGUGUGAGGGGCUGGUCCGGUCUGCAUGAUUUUGUUCUGGUCUUUAAUCGGUUUCAAAGCAUUGUUAUGUGAAACGUAUUUGUUACCACGGCAACCGAAUUGAAAAGUUUGGUCUGUUUUACAACAAUUGUUGAGAUGUACAAGUUUUGUUUUGCAAAGAAACCCCCAUGUUUUCUGUUCUCUCACCUGGUAGGCUAAGUAUUCACUUCAGACAAAAUGGCUGGUCACAUGAUUUAUUGCAAUGCAUUCUGGGAAUCCAUGAUCUUCAAUGUAGACCGUGUAUUUAAUAUUUAAGUAUUACUUUUACAGCAAGUUUAAUAUUAAAUUGCUUAUACACACGAUAAACAUGUGUGGGAUAUUAUAGGUUUGAUACCGCAGUUAAACAUUUUACGAAGAAAAUUUAUAUUUUUGAAAUAACCAAGACGUUAAAAUUUCAAGAGUGACAAAGCAAUGUAAAAUUUGAGUAGAAAACUUUGCAUUUCUCAGAAAAACAGUAGGUUUCUCUUUUAUGUUAAAACCACGAUGUAAAAAGUGGAAAUGUAAAUAAACAGUUAGAUUUCCUAAGGUGUAACCUUAAAUUCUUUGAUACAUGCAGAUUUAAAACAGGCAGCUUUCUAUGUACAGAUUCAUUAUACGCUUAGUUUGUAUGAUUAUUUACUCAUUUGAUUACUCACCCAAUGCUGCAGGCAAAGUUGGAAAGACGUGUAUCUAGAUUUGCUUUUAAAGGCGAUUAAAUUUUCUUAGCAAUACUGUUUUUCUGCAACUUCUCUUCCUAAAUGUAUGAAACCUAUUUGAUAUUCGCAUUCUAUGUAAUUUUUUUAUUGGAAAAGGGCACUUCUUUAAACCUUUAAAACGGAGAACGGAGGGCGCUGUUGCAUGUCAUUUCAGGAAGACACUGUUCAGUUUAGGACUUUUCUGUUCAAAUGAACCCCAAAUUUGCUUAUUGGAAAUGUUUUGGGGAAAGGUUUGCUAAUUGGCUUACUGCCAUGCACUAACCCAACAACGAAUCAUCAAAUGAAAUACAUUUUUACGACCGCAAACUAUCCAAAGUUCUAGUAACAUUUUUGUGCUGAAAUAGCUGUAACACUGAGGUUUUUGUAUGCCCGAUAUGACAUCACAGUUUCUCUUAUGAAAAUGGAAAUUCGCAUCAGCAUAAAAAAUCAAAAUCUAAAUACCCCUGAAAAUGACAAAACGAAAAUUGAAUAUAAGGUUGAAAUGGGACACAAAGGUGCAUUUUCAAAGACGGCAUUAAAAUAACUUGUAUUGAAUGGGCCCUUUAGAAUCAUGUUUUAACGGCAACUAAAGUCAUGUUUUAACUAAAUAUAUAUAGGCCUGAACAGCAUUUCUACAUAUAUUUGUGAUAACUUAAAAAAUUAGAAGCAUGUUACUGUUGUAAAAUACACAACUGUUUUGUUAAGCUUUGCAUAAUAAAUUUCAUAGGCAUAUUCUGUACUACAAUUUGAUAAAAUGUUCUUACUAUUAUAAAGGUAUGUACAGUAGGUUUCACUUUCUGAUCGUGGCAUUGUCCAUACAGGGUGAGUCAAACGGAAAGUGACCAGGAUUAAUUCAUUUUAAAAAAGCUGGUUAUUCCACUCGUGAAAAAAAAAGCUUCAAAUGACCUCGAAAGCUGCGGCCAAAAUGUAGACCUGUUGUAGCCCAUAAUCCCAUAAGUCAUGUACAUGAUGUAAAUGUCUGCUCUUAUAAAGCACAACUACUCACGAGGUCAUGACUGUCAAUUAAAAAAAGAUUCCCAUUUGUUGAACGUCA